AUGUUUAAUUUGCCAAAUGUUUCUGAUUCCGCUCAAGCUAUUUUACAUUGUGUUGAUGUAGUGAAUGAAUGUGUACGCUCUUUGAGAACUCUUGAGCUAGAAGUUUCUGAUCUUUCUGAUUUGGGUUGGAUCAUUUCCGGGAACACUAUUACUGAUGAUUCGAAUCUAACUAACACUUUUACAGUGAAUAAUCUUCAGUUGAAUACAAACGAAUUAGUUGAAAGAUUUUGGUCUUUAGACUCCAUUCCUGAAGUCAAACGUAUUUCAAGUGAAGAUAAAAAAUGUGAAGAGUUCUUUAAAACAACACACUUCCGUGAUCAAAAUGGUCGUUAUGUAGUGAAACUUCCAUUUAAAGAUAACCCUUCAAGGUUGGGUAAUUCUAAAGAUCUUGCUUUACAAAGAUUUAAAUCUUUAGAGAGAAAUCUCUUAAGAUCUCCUGAUACAUAUGAUAUGUAUAAACAUUUCAUGAAGGAAUACUUGGAUCUCGGGCACAUGGAACCAGUCCGUAGUUCAGAGUCCCCAAGUCAGGCAUACUACAUGCCACAUCAUGCAGUAAUUAAGGAAUCUAGCUCUACGAGUAAAAUACGUGUGGUAUUUAAUGCUACUAGUAAGUCUUCAUCAGGACUAUCUCUUAACGACAUAUUGAUGACAGGUCCCAGAAUACAACAAGAGCUGUUUCCAGUUUUGGUCAAAUUCAGAUGUUACCCAGUAGUUGUCACAGCUGAUAUCAUGAAAAUGUUUUAG
Stegodyphus dumicola is the source of this 744-nucleotide messenger RNA. RefSeq lists its product as uncharacterized. The record is from RefSeq and is a predicted model, not a curated record. NCBI's taxonomy places the organism in Eukaryota, Metazoa, Arthropoda, Arachnida, Araneae, Eresidae.